Molecule: messenger RNA, 2333 nt
Organism: Lingula anatina
Lineage: Eukaryota; Metazoa; Brachiopoda; Lingulata; Lingulida; Lingulidae
Product: proteasome assembly chaperone 2
Biological process (GO): proteasome assembly
Cellular component (GO): cytosol; nucleus
Source: RefSeq, a predicted model, not a curated record
AAAUCACUCCCUCAAUAGGGACAAAUCAAUAUGACACUUUGAAGCCUAGUGAGUAAUAAUAACAAUAUAACCUAAACUUCCGCAGUGUCACACACACAUUGUCCUCUGUCCAUCAUCCCAUGACUGGGGUCAAAUGACACUCUUAUCUCUCAGGGAAAUACACAGUGGAUACAUACACAUAUAUGAUAUAGAAGUUGUUAAUGCUCAGUGCUGACCUGUGGGUCAAGUGACGUAUUUAACUGGGGUAUUUACUGAGAUGAACAUGCCUGACAAGUUUCCUAUGACAUUUAUUACUUAACAUAAUGUGGAGAUUUAUAGCAGAGGAAUGCACUAAUGAGGCUGCGAUUUACUAACUUAUAUCAGUAUACAACCAGCAGUGUCAGUGGGUAAUGUAGGACAGCUGGCUGUGGAUCUGAUUGUGUCAUCUCUAUCUAUGGAGAGUGUGGGGUACCUGUAUGAUGACAGCAUUCUUCCUGUUAUUGGAAAUGACCCCUACACACAAGACAAGUAUGCCUUGUCCACAGCAUGUGAAGUUUAUCAGUCUACAGAACACAAGCUGGUGGUAGUUCAACAGCGUUCCCCUUUAGUAAAGGGCAAAAGAAAUCAGUUUGUGACCAAGCUGGCCAAGUGGCUGAAGGUCAGUGAGUUCUCACAGGUUGUUCUCUUGACCAGCACCUUCUCACAUGAAAGACUGGAUGUGCAGAUGAUUGGUUGUCAGGAAAGAUUCUUAGCCACAAAACUGAUGGAGGAAAAGCUUGGUAAAAAGUUAAGAGAGGAACUUAAGUGGAAGGAACUUGAAAAACGACCAUCAUUUCCUGCUCCAGCGCCACUUAUGGAGCAAGCGCCAUCUUCCCAGAAUUCCACACUCCAAGCCACUUCCUAUUUACCUGGGGGAGGAAUUGCUAAGUCACUGCUGGAAGAAUGUGAGAAGAUGGACAUCCCUCUGUUGGUGGUCUCUACGUUUUGUUCUGAGGGAGACAAUGUUCCGGACGCACUGAGGCUAGCUUCUCACUUGAACACAUGGCUCCAUCUAGUGAAACCUGGUAGUGCUGGUGACACUUCACAGGGUGGCUGGGUUACCCCGUCGUCAUGGCAACACUUAUUUGGCAGCACAUUUGACCAAAUGUUAUACCAGUGAUAAAUAUUUACUAUUCCUCUGGACUUCUCAAGAAUCUGAUGGCUGCUAAGCCUUCUGCAUCAGACCUGGACAUUAUUUAAUCCAGGCAGCAUUCGUUGGUGCAGUGUAUUCUUUCUCUCACAAAAUGCAGAGUGGCAAGGAAUUGCUAACAAAUUUGCUGUAGCAGUCAAAACCCAGUGAAGGAUCUCAGCUGUGGUGAAGACUAAUUUAAAUUUAUAAUCCUUGGGUGUUUUUUUUUUUUUUUUCUACUUCUCUUGACUGAAGAAACUUUAAAAACAUUUUUAUACUUAAAAUUGUUCAUCUUCGUCUCGUACUUUCUAUCAGGUCACAUUACGAUUAUUAUCACCUAUGGGUGAAAAGUUAAGAACACCGCAGGAACGAAGGAAAAAGAACACAUGUAGCAAAUGAAUGAAGAACAACUGGCAUAGAUGUAAACACUAACAUUGAAACUAUGAACAACUAGGAGGCAAUACGUAGUUUGAACAGGAAGUUUAACUUUUAUUAUCAUUAUUAUCAUUAGAAUAGAUGACAAUGUGCUCUGCAAGCCAGGAAGCUCAGAUAUACAGACAAAUCAAAAGAUGACCCCUAGGGGCACACCUUUAAUUUCAACUUAAAAUGUUUGAAUUCCAAUUCAAAUGUUACAUCUUCCUGAAAAGCAUUUUACUAUACAGAGUAGCAGAAAAAAAUCAAUUUUAAUGGUAUAAAUUAUACAUUUGCUGAACUUACCAGUCUUAACUGGCUAAAAUGAUUGAUCCAGCGUGACUUGUACAUUCUGUAUUAAGAUACAAUCUGGGGUAUUAUGUGUUAUAACACUUCAAUAAACAAUGGACUUUUCUACAGUCAUCUUAACAACUUGGAUGUUAAAUACAGCAUGCCUAACAUUGACCAAAUUAAUCCACAGAAUUCUUCAAAAAUAAAACCUUACAUGCAGAAGUAUGAAUACCAUUGUUCUAUUCCAAAUUUCAAAAUAAAAUUUCACGCAGUUUUGACACAGAUUGUUUCUGAGUCAAGAUUUGAAACUUUGCGAGAGCUUUUUACAAAUACGCCAUGUUCUUUAUGUGGACAAAAUGCAGAACUUUCAAAUACAAACUUUUGGAUAUUUUUUUACAACUGAUACCAGUACAAAACAUUGCAAAACAGCUCCUUGAAAACAAUUCCCUAGAGCAGCUCAUUUAUCAACUCAUCACAAGAACAG